Populus nigra (black poplar) is the source of this 1547-nucleotide messenger RNA. RefSeq names its product protein DETOXIFICATION 27-like. Gene Ontology annotation, molecular function: xenobiotic transmembrane transporter activity; antiporter activity. Gene Ontology annotation, cellular component: membrane. The transcript is spliced from 8 exons. The record is from RefSeq and is a predicted model, not a curated record. Gene Ontology annotation, biological process: xenobiotic detoxification by transmembrane export across the plasma membrane. The coding region runs from base 1 to 1461 and encodes 486 amino acids. Lineage: Eukaryota; Viridiplantae; Streptophyta; Magnoliopsida; Malpighiales; Salicaceae.
AUGGGGAGUGUUGACACAGAUAGUGAACGUAAUCAAGCCUUGUAUCUCCAAGAUCAACAUGAUCAAGAAAACAAGGACGAUCUUGCAUCAAGAAUCUGGGUUGAAACAAAGAAGCUAUGGCAAACUGCAGGGCCUGCCAUGUUCAGUCUUAUGGCCAUGUUCUCCAUGAACAUAAUCACUCAAUCUUUUGCUGGUCAUCUUGGUGGUGUUGAGCUCGCUGCUAUCUCCAUAUCGAAUACCGUUAUUGUUGGCUUCAAUUAUGGACUCCUGUUAGGAAUGGCAAGUGCUUUAGAGACACUUUGUGGGCAAGCUUAUGGGGCUGAAAGAUACCAUAUGCUGGGCAUCUACAUGCAAAGAUCUUGGGUUGUUCUGUUCUUGUGUUGUUUCAUGCUUUUGCCAUUUUACGUUUUUGCCACUCCACUUCUCAAACGUCUAGGUCAGGCUGAUGAAGUGGCAAAGAUGGCGGGAGCGGUGGCUUUAUGGUUGAUACCUUUGCACUUUAGCUUUGCAUUUCUGUUCCCAUUGCGGACGUUCUUGCAGAGCCAGCAAAAGAAUCAAGUGACUGCCUGGGUUUCCUUGGUAAGCUUGGGGAUCAAUGCCUUGACAAGUUGGCUCUUCGUUUACGAGCUCCAUUUCGGAGUUGUUGGCGUGGCUAUUGCUUUGGAUAUAUCCUGGUGGGCUUUAACACUUGGGUUGUUUGUUUAUUGUUCUUGUGGUCGGUGCCCUUCUACUUGGACUGGGUUUUCCGUCCAAGCCUUUUCUGGGCUAUGGGAAUUUGUCAAGCUCUCUGUUGCUUCUGGGGUCAUGCUCUGCUUGGAGAAUUGGUACUAUAGAAUACUUAUAAUAAUGACCGGGCACUUGAAAAACUCGACACUUGCUGUGGAUGCUCUCUCAGUUUGCAUGGCUACUAUUGGGUGGGAACUCAUGAUUCCCCUAGCCUUCUUUGCAGCUGCGGGCGUGAGAGUGUCCAAUGAAUUAGGAGCUGGGAAUAGUAAAGCAGCAAAAUUUGCAACAAUGGUUUCAGUUGCACAAACAACUAUAACUGGACUUGUGUUGUGCGUGCUUAUCAUGCUAUUGAAGAACAAGAUUGCUUUGGCAUUCACUUCUGACGCUGAUGUUAUCCAUGAGGUUGAUAGCCUCUCGCCCCUCUUAGCCAUUAGUAUUCUCCUUAAUAAUGUUCAACCGGUUCUGUCAGGAGUGGCCGUAGGAUCAGGUUCGCAAGCAAAGAUCGCGUAUGUAAAUCUUGGCUGCUACUACAUUAUUGGUCUCCCUCUUGGAUUUCUUAUGGGAUGGGUCUUCAAGUUGGGUAUUAAGGGCAUCUGGUGCGGGAUGAUUCUUGGCGGAACUUUUACUCAAACUGUUACCUUGGCCAUCAUAACGAUGAAAUUUAACUGGGAUAAAGAGGCUGAAAAGGCUCGGAAUCGCGUGGACAAAUGGUCAAAACCCAGGCCAACGGGAUGAUUGCAGCCCAAACGGAUGCGCUCGUUGUUAUGUUAAUUAUCAAAUACAAAUUGUAAUAUUAAUUAUCGAAGAAAAAUUGAAUGAUU